Phlebotomus papatasi is the source of this 1830-nucleotide messenger RNA. RefSeq names its product chloride intracellular channel exc-4 (gene Clic). Lineage: Eukaryota; Metazoa; Arthropoda; Insecta; Diptera; Psychodidae. The record is from RefSeq and is a predicted model, not a curated record. Gene Ontology annotation, molecular function: chloride channel activity. The coding region runs from base 209 to 997 and encodes 262 amino acids. Gene Ontology annotation, biological process: chloride transport. The transcript has 6 exons. Gene Ontology annotation, cellular component: cytoplasm; apical plasma membrane.
CUUUAGUUGAAGUUGCUCUCCAGUCCGCGGUGGACGUGUUUUCAAGCAGUUCAGCAAAAAUAUUUUUCUGUAAUUAUUCCAUCCAAGUGCCUCAUUUUGUUGGAAAAGUAGCAACUGGGUUUUUCCUGUGUGGUGUAAGAAGCAUUGAGAAAAGUGCCUGUGUGACCAUAUUUGUUCUCGCAAAAGUAUCCAAGAAUCACGUGAAAUAAUGUCGGAGGAGCAGCAGGAGAAUGGAAGUGCAAGCAAUGGAGAUGUACCAGAGAUCGAGCUCAUAAUAAAGGCAUCCACUAUUGAUGGACGAAGAAAGGGAGCUUGUCUGUUUUGUCAGGAGUACUUUAUGGACUUGUAUCUUCUGGCCGAAUUGAAAACAAUCAGUCUAAAGGUCACAACAGUGGAUAUGCAGAAACCACCUCCAGAUUUUCGUACCAAUUUCGAGGCAACACAUCCACCAAUUCUCAUUGAUAAUGGUUUAGCCAUAUUGGAGAAUGACAAAAUUGAGCGGCAUAUUAUGAAAAAUAUCCCAGGAGGAUACAAUUUAUUUGUCCAGGACAAAGAAGUGGCAACACUCAUUGAGAAUUUGUAUUCCAAAUUAAAGUUAAUGCUAGUGAAAAAGGAUGAAACAAAAAAUAAUUCACUUCUGGCACAUCUCAAGAAGAUCAAUGAUCACUUGGCGAGUCGCGACACGCGAUUCCUCACAGGUGACACAAUGUGCUGUUUCGAUUGUGAAUUGAUGCCUCGUCUGCAGCAUAUUCGAGUGGCUGGAAAGUAUUUUGUGGACUUUGAAAUACCCACACACCUGACAGCUCUUUGGCGCUACAUGUAUCACAUGUAUCAAUUGGACGCAUUCACGCAAUCGUGCCCCGCUGACCAGGACAUUAUCAAUCACUACAAAUUGCAACAGGCAAAAGGUGACAUCCAGAUGCUUAAAAUGAAGAAGCAUGAAGAAUUGGAGACACCAACGUUCACAACGUCAAUUCCAAUUGAUAUUUCUGAGUGAAAAUUUGGACGGAAAAUGGUGAGGAGGAAGAAGAGCAGAGAGCUUUUUUUUGGCAGUAAGAAGAAAAAUCGCCCCCACAGAGAGUAUUCCGAGAAGAUUUUGAGACAGGAAGAGAGAUAAAAGAGAAAGAAAAUCUUCCGACAAUUUCAUCCAAUACUUUUUUUUAACAGUAAACAGCAUGAUGUAUUUAAGUAAAUACCAGUUUCCUUAAUUAUCGACAGAAAACAAGCAAAAAAAAAUAUACAGAAAAAGAGCUAUAAAUAUUAAUAUAUUAAAUGUAAUAUGUACAUGAAGAAUGCUAUUUGAUAGAAUAAAUUAUUAACGAAUAAACAAAAUGAGCAAGGAAAUUUUAUACCAUUUAAAAAAAACAUUUUUUCCAUCCCUUUUUAUACCAGAAAUAAAUGAAAAUGAGAAAACAAUCUUUAAAACACUAUUUAUAAAAAGUGGGAAAAUCUUGGAAAAUUCUUUUGUACUGUAGUUAAUAGUAAAACAAGAAAGGUUAAAAAAGAAGAAUAAUACAAUGAACUGAGAAAAGUAUAAAAACAAUCAAAAAAGAUUUAUAGAAUAAAUGAGAAAUGUACAUAAAGUUUUUUUUUAAAUUUAAGGAAAAAUGUAACUUUUUGAAGUUAUUACUUUCAUUCUUAAUAUUUAAAAAGAGAGAAAGAAAAAUCUGUUCACUGUUUAGUCAUUAUAAUUUUUUUCCUUUUAAAUGCCUUUCCCAAAACAAACAAAAAACAAAAGAUAGCUCUUGAAGAGAUAAUGUUUGUCCAUUUCUUUCUCCUUUUUUUAAUUGAUACAAAAAUAUAUUCAAAUAAAAUGGAAUUUGCCAUAAA